CACGACGAAACAGGAAAACAGCUGAUAGAUGGUUCUGCUCUUAACUUCCAUACCCUAUUUGCGACUGUGAUCCAUAUUCUUGUUUUCCGUCUCCAAUCAAUUAUCUUUCCCUCGAUUCCACAGAAACGCCAUUCUUUCCCCGAUCAUUAUAUUCGAUCCGGUGGACUUUUCAAGCAAUCGAAAGUGUCGAUCGCUAGCACUUAUACGCCAGUCGCCGGUCGCCAACUCCCCUCUUUAUCUGCCCUCGGGCAAUGCCGUGGAAAUAGUCGCCAAGAUGCCAACAAUAGCAGCCAGGGCUUACGAUGAAGCCGCCGCGAAGGCGGCAUACGUGCAAAAGAUGGCAGACAUAGCGGCCACACAGGAUCUAUCUCAGGACUUGCGAUCGAAUGCCCGGGCAUUAACAAUCGCCUUCACUGUUCUGGCCGCCGUGGUGGUUGUGAUGCGCCUUCUCUCAAGACGGCGCCAGGGGGCGCCUAUUCUUAUCGACGACUGGUUGAUCAUCGCAUCGCAGGUUCUGCUGUUCGCCAAUUGUGCUAUGAAUAUGGUUUUGAUUGACUCGGGAGUUGGCCUCCACUCGGGUUCACUCACACUGGAGCAGUUGGAGAAGAUGAACAUGACGAUGGUAGGGGCUGAAAUCUUGUACGUCACGGCCGUCAACAUGUACAAGAUCUCGCUCCUGUUCUUGUACUUCCGCAUUUUCCCCAUGCGAAACAUUCGUAUCGGCGCGUACAUCUGCGGUGGCCUCUCCAUGCUUUGGAAUCUCGCUUGUAUCCUCGCCGCGGUGAUCCAGUGUUUGCCUCGCGAAAAGUUAUGGCAUCCCUGGAAGCAGGGAACUUGCGUCGACCUCUUCUUGACACAGCUAUGUAUCUCAGUCCCGACGAUCCUUCUCGAUAUUGCCAUUCUCUGUCUACCCAUGCCGCACGUAUGGCGUCUGAAGACAAACAUGACGCAAAGAAUAUUCCUCACCAUCAUCUUCUUAUUGGGGUCGUACGUUGUAUUUACAAGCAUUUACCGAUUCGUCGUCUAUCUCGGUUAUAACAGCGAGGACAACUCCUACACCCUCGGUGAAGGCAUAGCAUGGAAUAUCAUCGAAAUCAGCAGUGGCAUCGUCUCCGCCUGCCUCCCCACCCUUGGGCCCCUUGUGCGCCUCGUUUUCACGACACUCUACUCCACUCGCACCGGUAGUAAGGGAAGCAAGAAUGUCCUCGGUGGGAGCAGCUAUGUCCUCGGUGGGAGCAGCUAUGUCCUGAAGCGAUCUGACGCCGCCGUCACCAUUGGCGGGGGCAGUUCUCACGUGCGGACGGGCAAUUUCACACGGGAAGAAAGCAAGUACGGUAUCAUGCUCGACGACGAACCAUAUCACGACUCGUCUCGCCGGGGGAAGAUGAUUACCACUGUGUCUCACAACCGCGACUCGAGCGGAGAUAGGUCGAGCCAUGAUGAGAUACCGCUCACGGCGAUAAGGCAGGAGACGAGGGUCGAGUGGGUCACGGAGGAGAGGUCGAUAACUCCAGGUGAGGAGCGGAUGGUGCAUAGCCAGGAGGGGCUCGGGCGGCAGUGAAUGAUACCCGUUGUGCGUUUGGGUGGUUUGGGUUACGUUGAAUGUAUAGAAAAGCUGAAUGAGACGGACAUCUAGAUCAUGCGCUAUGAGGCUGCAGGUUACUUUAGGACUAAUUUUUAAUUCAUGAAUCACAACAAAACAAGAUCGAUGAAGCAGUCUCAUGAACUUGCGGCUGGUCUUGCGUUUUACCUCGC
This is a messenger RNA of Pseudomassariella vexata, 1755 nucleotides long. RefSeq lists its product as uncharacterized. The transcript is spliced from 4 exons. Lineage: Eukaryota; Fungi; Ascomycota; Sordariomycetes; Amphisphaeriales; Pseudomassariaceae. Bases 275 to 1561 code for a protein of 428 amino acids. The record is from RefSeq and is a predicted model, not a curated record.